This is a messenger RNA of Chrysochloris asiatica (Cape golden mole), 1581 nucleotides long. RefSeq names its product F-box protein 7 (gene FBXO7). NCBI's taxonomy places the organism in Eukaryota, Metazoa, Chordata, Mammalia, Afrosoricida, Chrysochloridae. Gene Ontology annotation, molecular function: protein kinase binding. The transcript is spliced from 9 exons. The record is from RefSeq and is a predicted model, not a curated record. Gene Ontology annotation, biological process: positive regulation of autophagy of mitochondrion; autophagy of mitochondrion. The coding region runs from base 1 to 1581 and encodes 526 amino acids.
AUGAAGCUGCGAGUCCGGCUUCAGAAGCGGACUGGGCCGCUGGAGAUGCCGGAAGCGGAGCCGACGCUGGGCCAGCUGCGCGCGCACCUGGGUCAGGUCCUUUUGCCCACCUGGGGGUACAGUUCUGAUACCCGGUUUGCAAUUACAUUGAACAACAAGGAUGCCCUCACUGGAGAUGAAGAGACCUUGGCUUCAUAUGGGAUUGUUUCUGGGGACUUGAUAUGUUUGGUUCUUGAAGAUGCCAUUCCAGCACCUAACUUACCUUCAUCCACAGAUUCAGAGCAUUCCUCACUCCAGAAUAAUGACCAACCCCCUUUGGCCGCCAGCUCCAACCAGUCCAGCAAACAAGAUGAACCACUGAGUGAUUCAUUCUCAGGACAGGCAGCCCAAUCUGAUCUCUGGAAUGAUGACAGUAUGCCAGGGCCUAGUAGUGAUGUUGGAGCGGAGUCUGUACCAGACGCUGUGGAGAUGGAAGAGGGCGCAGGUUUCUACUACUCAGAACCGAUGCUUUGCAGUGAGACGGUGGAAGGACAAGUGCCCCAUUCCUUAGAGACCCUGUACCAUGCCGCUGACUGUUCGAAUGCCAAUGAUGCCUUGAUCGUAUUGAUCCAUCUUCUCAUGUUGGAGUCAGGCUACAUACCUCAGGGGACAGAAGCCAAGGCGGCAUCCAUGCCCGAGAAGUGGAAGUCGGGCGGUGUGUACAAGCUGCAGUACACACACCCGCUGUGCAACGGUGGCUCGGCUGCUCUCACCUGCGUGCCUUUGGGGAAACUCAUUGUCGUAAACGCCACCCUAAAAAUCUGCAAUGAGAUCAGAAGUGUAAAACGAUUGCAGCUGCUGCCGGAGUCUUUUAUUUGCAAAGGGGAACCAGAGGACAAUGCAGCCAAAGUAUACAAAGAUCUUCCGAAGCUCUCCCGCCUCUUCAAAGACCAGCUGGUGUACCCACUUCUGGCUCUCAGCCGACAAGCCCUGAACCUACCAGAUGUGUUUGGGUUGGUAGUCCUCCCGUUGGAGCUGAAACUACGUAUCUUGCGACUUUUGGAUGUUCGCUCAGUCCUGUCUUUGUCUGCAGUUUGUCGUGACCUCUGCAUUGCUGCCAGUGACCCGCUGCUGUGGAGGUGUCUGUACCUGAGGGAUUUCCGAGAUAGUACAGCCAGAGCUCGAGACACAGAUUGGAAAGAGCUGUACAAGAAGAAACACAAGCAGAGGCGGGAGAUGCAGAGAGGGCGGCACGCGAUGUUCCAGCAGACGCCGUCCCAUAACCACCCGUUCUACCCCUACCCCCCCUACCCCUUAUACACUAGGCCUUUUCCCUCCAACCCUCUCUAUCCUCCAGGGAUUAUCGGAGGAGACUACGAUGUGAGGCCAAUGCUACCCUUUGUUGGGGACCCAAUCAAUUCACUCAUCCCUGGUCCUGGGGAGACUCCUGGCCAGUUCCCUCCACUCAGACCACGUUUCGAUCCAACUGGCCCUCUCCCAGGACCGAACCCCAUCUUGCCAGGGCGAGGAGGCCCCAAUGACCGGUUUCCCUUCAGACCCAGCAGGGGUCGGCCAACUGACAGCCGGCUACCGUUCAUGUGA